This is a messenger RNA of Plasmodium inui San Antonio 1, 1413 nucleotides long. RefSeq lists its product as hypothetical. Bases 1 to 1413 code for a protein of 470 amino acids. Lineage: Eukaryota; Apicomplexa; Aconoidasida; Haemosporida; Plasmodiidae. The transcript has 2 exons. The record is from RefSeq and is a predicted model, not a curated record.
AUGGGAUUGCCAGAAAGUGAAGAGGUUGAGGAAGAAGGGGAAACCGCCGGAGUCGGAGAUGAGGAAGCAGCAGGAGAGGAGGCUGAGGAGACCAUCGAGGAUAAGGAGGAGGGACCCAUCGAAGACCAAGUGGAAGAAACCAUCGAACAGCAGGUGGGAGAAACCAUCAAAGAGCAGGUGGAAGAAAACAUCCAAGAGCCCGACAGUGGGGAAACGGCAGGAGUGGGACAUGAGGAAGUCCUAGAGCAGCAGCCUGGGGAGACCAUCCAACAGGGGGACACUGGGGAAAGGGCCGGAGUGGAACAUGAGGAAGUCACAGAACAGCAGGGGGAGGAAACCAUCGAAGAGGGGGACAAUGGGCAACAAGCCGGAGGGGGACAUGAAAAGGUCACAGAAGACCAGGAUAAGGGAACGAUCGAAGAAGGGGACACUGGGGAGGGGGCCGGAGUGGGACAUGAGGAAGCCAGGGGACACCAAGAUAGGGAGACCAUCGAAAAAGGGGACACUGCGGAGAAGGCCCGAGUGGGACCUGAAGGAGCCACAGGACAGAAGGAGGAGGACACCAUCCAAGAGGGGGACACUGGGGAAGGAGCCAAAGUGGGACAUGAGGAAGCCACAGAACACCAGGAUAAGGAAACCAUCGAUGGAGGCCACAGUGGGGAGAGGGCAGGAGUGGGACAUGAGGGAGCCAAAGAACAGCAGGAAGAGGAGACCAUCGAAGAGGGGGACACUGGGGAAACCGCCGGAGUGGGACAUGAAGAGGCCACAGGACAGCAGGAUGAGGAAACCAGCGGAAACAGGUCUGUGGAAACCACCGAAGACGGGAUUGGAAAAACAAUGCAGCAGGAAGCUGCAAGAUCAACUGAUCAAGUGAGAAAAAGGGAAGAUUCCGUCGGAACUAAUCUCAAGGAUCCUAAAAUGGAUUCGGAGACCUUGCAAGAAUCAUUUUACCAGAGACCUAAGAACGAGAAGAAGAGAAAGGGGAAAUUAGAAGGAGCUAAGAAGCAAGAGAAACUACACGGGAACAAAUUGGGAAAACCUAAAGAACAGGAAUACAAGACGAACAAGAAGCAGGAAGAACUUGAAAGAAUGAAAUUGGAGGGGCCUAAAAAACAGCCAUACAAAGAAAAGAGGAAGCAGAAACAAUUACGUGGGACAGAAAACAGCCUAGAAAACCAUGCUAAGAAACAGCCAAGAGAUACCGAAAAAUCUUCAGGAAAUCAUAAAGCGAGACAUGUGGAUAAUUCACACCAGAAGAAGGAGUUAUUAUUUGGGAAAUUGAAAAUGUUUGAGAAAUACGGAACUCCCAAAACUUGUACUUUCUACUACGAAUAUACUUGUUUCGAUGAACGACUCAGCAAUGAUGAAAUAAAUAACAGAUUAACAAACAUGGACAUACAACAUACUAUAUAG